Messenger RNA from Colletotrichum phormii, 1901 nucleotides. RefSeq names its product alpha glucoside transporter. Gene Ontology annotation, cellular component: membrane. The record is from RefSeq and is a predicted model, not a curated record. Gene Ontology annotation, biological process: carbohydrate transport; transmembrane transport. NCBI's taxonomy places the organism in Eukaryota, Fungi, Ascomycota, Sordariomycetes, Glomerellales, Glomerellaceae. Gene Ontology annotation, molecular function: carbohydrate:proton symporter activity. Bases 226 to 1746 code for a protein of 506 amino acids. The transcript has 5 exons.
AGACUCUGAACAUGUUGUACGACGUUGGCACGUUGGUUUCUCGAAACGUCUGAUUGUCAUUGUUUUCCCCCUUGAUGGGGUUCUCCGCAUUGCCUCGGCAUUAAAGUGAAAAUGGUCGGAUUAAUCUGAUGUUGGGAUUGGCCUUUCAUAGUUUGGCACUCUCAGGGUCGCCAAGUCCCUCAGGUCGUCCCACGGUAAUGUUGCUCUCUUGCAAGAGUCUUCAGCAUGGCUCAGACAAAGACUGUGGGCGCUGAAGCGGUGCCAACCGGCAGCCACCACAAUGAUAACAACCCUGGUGAGGCCAUCACGGCCAUGCAGAAUGAGCGUCAGAUGAGCGUGAGAGAUUCGUUUCGCUUCUGGCCGAAAGCGAUUCUCUUCUCGUUCAUCAUUUCCCUGGCCAUCAUCAUGGAGGGCUAUGAUACCAACCUCAUGAGCAACUUCUAUGCCUUUCCGGCUUUCAUGAAGCGGUACGGUGACCAAGCCGAUGCCAAUGGUGAUCCUCUAGUCUCGGCUCGCUGGCAAACCAUUAUCAACAACGGCACUCAGGCUGGCUCAAUUCUUGGCCUCAUCCUCAACGGCAUCAUCACUGAGUGGAUCGGCUACAAGAAAACCAUGGUCGUCGCCAUGGUUGCCAUGAUCGGGGCCGUCUUCAUCCCCUUCUUCUCUAACGGUCUUCCCAUGUUCUUGGCCGGAGCCUUGAUUCAGGGAAUCCCGUGGGGCAUAUUCCAGACUCUUGCCGUCACCUACGCGGCCGAUAUCUGUCCCAUGUCCCUCAGAGGUGAGUUGACUUUCGAUCAUAGUGUGCAAUGUUCCAUCACUGAUCCGACUUGCAGGAUACAUGACAUCCUGGGUAAACAUGUGCUGGGUCAUUGGCCACUGACCUCGCCAAAGAGUGACAUCGACUUUGACCUCGACGCCCACAUCGAGAUGAUGCGCGUGACGAACCAAUUCGAGAUCGAAGUCAGCUCAGGCUCUCACUACUGGGACUGCUUCCGUGGCGUCGACCUCCGCCGCACCGAGAUCGCGUGCAUGGUCUGGCUGACGCAAUCCUUCUGCGGUGUGCCGUUCAUGGGCUAUGGCACACAGUUCAUGAUCAAUGCAGGCCUCAGCUCCGAGAACGGAUUCACGAUGAGUUUGGUACAGAACUGCAUUGGUCUUAUCGGCUGUAUCAUUGCUUGGUACAUCAUGACUCAUAUCGGCCGUCGCACUCUGUACUUGGCUGGUUUGUCGGCCAUGUUUGUAAUUCUCGUCAUCAUCGGUGGCAUCGGUAUCCCUCAGGACGCGGCUGGGUUGCCAGCACGGUCAUGGGCCGUGGGAGCCCUCAUCAUCGUGAUGCUCUUCUCCUUCCAGCUCAGCGUCGGUCCCUCGUGCUACACCCUGGUCGCGGAGAUGCCGUCUACCAGACUCCGCGUCAAGACAGUCGCCCUGUCUCGCGCCUUUUACAACUGCGGAGGCUUUAUCGUCAACGCGCUGCAGCCAAAAAUUGUGGGCAAGAACGAUUGGAACUGGGGAGCGAGAGGCGGCUUCUUCUGGGCUGGCAUCACUGUGCUUUUCCUUACCUGGACUUUCUUCCGUCUUCCGGAGCCCUUUGGUCUUACGUACUCUGAGAUUGACCUGCUCUUUGAGCAUCGCGUUGGCGCUCGCCACUUCUCGCAAGAGGCGGCUGACUCUUUACGCCCGCAGCUGGAAGAGGUCGCCAACCGUCAUGAGAAGUUAGCUGCUACAGUGAGUCAUCAGGAGGCAUAGUCUGACGAAAACUCGAUCGAGAGACAUCGGGAGUACCACAUACUCGUAGAGAGCAAAACCAUGAUGUGGUUCGUUAAUCGACAAUGCUCGGGUCUAUUUGCCCGUACUUAACAAACUGGAUCUCUCAUUACAAGUCCCUUACGUGAAUGAUAGUA